CAAAUAUUUUCCUCAUGGAUUGUAUUUUCCAUGGACAGCCAACCUAAUUCUCAAUUACUGAGGGACAAUCUCCACUCAUGUGUUUUCCAUAACCAAAUCUCUGUUCAGCUCUUCAUGAGUGAUAUACCCGAGUAUUCGGAUUCUAAUAUCUGAACUGUAUUAUUAAAUCUAUUCACCUAAAUGUGGGUUAUUGCGGAUUAUGUACUCUCUGUAUCAUAUGACUUUUUAAAAAACUAACUUUGUAUAUGUGAAAAGAAUGAGUAGACUAACACUGCUACGGCUCUGAAAUUUGUGUAUAUGGAUAAUCUAAGCACUAUACCUAGAUGUACAGACACUCCUUCCCCAACUUAUGUAUUAUAUAAUUUUUUUAACAUUAGCUUUAAUAAUUUUUUUAAUUCUGUGUGCACCUAAGUGUUUCCAGGAUUGGGGUCCAAUUCAAAACCUCCCCUGCUUCGCAGAUUCCAAAAGGAAACAGCUGGUGAAGAAGCCCUCUUGAAAAGCCUGCUGGAAAAGAUUGGGUUUGCAGUAUGCCCUGGAGGUCAACCAGCUCAAGCUAUUUCAGACUAAAGGUGUGUGGGCAGAUUCCAAAGAUGAGGAAGAUACAAGGAGUCUUCACAGAGAACCUUCCUGGCUACUCUCAGAUGCAUCCAAAGUUGCUCUAGUUUGAUCACUGCCAAUGUUUUAAGUGGCAUCACUGCAUCUGCAAGAGGUGUUUCAAGCAGAUGUAGGAGUAUGAGACAGUCUGGGAAUACUAGAAAGUUCCUUUAUGCACAGCAGGCUAUUUUCAGCUGUCUUCCCAGGAAACAGCUGUCUUCCCAGGAAACAGCACAUCACAGGGAGAGAUGAUGCAAGGAAAGCUCAUGUGGAGGAAAAUCAGCUGAUCAGAACAAGAUGUUAAUGCACUGAAGUACUUACUGGAGCUGACCUGCAGAGUGUUUAUAUUAUGAACAGAAUUUGCUCAACCUAUUGAAGUCCAGAGAUUUGCUCUGCUAGAUAGUGUUAUGUUUAAAAUCAUGCUGGUAAUGUUUGCCCUGAGCGGUUAAAGCUGAUGAUGCGGGCACUAACUCAUGCUGUGUAUCAAAAGGUUACACACUUUUAUUCCGGGAAGUACUUACACUUAAAUGGUAGAGGCUGCGUACGUGUCUGAGGUUACUGAAUUAAUGGUGGGAUGGAAGGGCAAUUCAUGUGUGGGAACAGGGCAGGAUGGCAAGGAGGAGGAAGCUAGUGGCUGGAGGAGAAUGGCCAGAUGUUUGAGAAGGUUAGGAAAUUGCAUAACAAUAGAUGUCACUCAGUGUAGGAAUCAUAAUGUUCUCAUGUCACAGUCAUGAGGGCUGUGGUAGUACACAUACUCGCGUAAAACCCUGGGCCUUUAUUUUGUACAGCUUGCUUCUAAAAAUAAUCAUAGAAUCGGAUAACCAACUUUGUUUUUAUCAUGUAUAUGAAAUAAACAAGAUGUAGCUAGAUGUUUGGCAUGGUGCAGUGUGGGCUAUUCCUGGUUCUAAUGCAGACUUCCUGCGUGACCUUGGGCAAGUCACUUAAUCGCUCGGUGCUUCGGUUUCCCCAUCUGUAAAAUAGAGAUAAUGUUGCUUUUCUCUCACCCAUUAUCUGUCUUGUAUAUUUAGAUUUGUAAGCUUAUUUGGGCAGGGAAAGUUUCUUACAGUCCCUGUACGAUGGGGCCCUGAUCCCAGUCUAAGUGUUACUGUAAUAUAAAUAAUUAAAGCAUAACCUUGCGUUUUUACAUUUAAUUUUAACAGCACAAAAGCGCAUAUUAGGCAGCAAGUGCUCAUGCUCUUUGCACUGCCACCUGUUCGCUUCAAGAUGCAAUUCAGAGUUUUGGCUACAGUCCUACGGCCCUGAAUAAAAAGGGACCCCAGUAGCCAAAACUGCCUUUUGCCUAGCACCCUGUUGUAAGGUCUGAAAUUCUCUGAUGGCUGAUUACUUGCCAGGAACAGUGAGAGGGCUUCCUCUGCUCCCAUUGCAGCCUGCCAGAAUCCUCAGGGUAUUGCUGAGCAUAUAAACUCUGGUUUUGGGUUGGGUUAUUUGUUUUUUUUUGGGUGUUUUUUUUUUUAAAUAUUUAUAUAACCAGAUGCUGGUGAGACUGAUGUGGGUGACACACUGCAAAGAUGGUGGUUACGAGGCUCUGCCUUUUUUUGAGUGGCUUUACAUAUAAUUUCGUGCAUCUCCAAUUCCCCUCCCCCCCCCCCGUAAUAGCACCUAGCAGUUAAGACACUCUAUAAAAAGAAAGCCAGCAAAGAAGAUGGUAUGACUAAAGCAUCUGUCCCAUUAUUUAUGUAAAUAGGAAAUGAAUUUCUUUGGUGAAAGCAGAAACCUACUACUGUGCUUCUGUAAUCUUUCAUUUUAAAGGGAAUUCAUUAAUCACCUUAGUUCCUGCUGUCGGAUGAUGAACCCUUUAAGAUGGGGGUGUAGACAGGCUGAGUCAAGUUCUCCUCUCACUUACACCAUUGAUUUCAGCAGAGUCACUUGUGAGUUUCACUGCCAUAAAUGAAGGUAGAAUCUGGUUUGUUGUGCCAGUGUUGGAUCCAGGCAUUCAGGAGCAGAGGGAAGGACUUGAGGUGUGGGGGUACAGUUGGUGCCAUUGUUACAUGUCCUUUAGAAGUAAUAAAGACCAGGCUCCAGUCUUCAAGGCUAGCGUUCCGGACUGUCUACUAUCCUCAAGUCCAGUUGGGGACGAUCAGUGGGGAAGGAAUGGUCAGGCCGACAUCUGUAUCACCUGGACUUCUCCGGGUUCUAAAGUCAAUUUUGGAGAAAGAAGGACCAAGGUCACUCUUCCGAGGAUUGGGUCCAAACUUGGUUGGAGUGGCGCCAUCAAGGGCGGUCUACUUUGCAUGCUACUCCAAAGCCAAGGAGCGAUUUAAUGGCAUUUUUGUGCCCAACAGCAACAUUGUGCACAUUUGCUCAGCAGGCUCUGCAGCUUUUGUCACAAAUUCCCUGAUGAACCCUAUAUGGAUGGUGAAAACCAGAAUGCAGCUGGAGCGGAAAGUCAGGGGUUCAAAGCCGAUGAAUGCUGUGCAGUGUGCUAGAUACGUUUACCAGACAGAAGGGGUCCGUGGUUUUUACAGAGGCUUGACGGCCUCCUAUGCUGGGAUUUCGGAGACCAUUAUCUGCUUUGCUAUUUAUGAAAGUUUAAAGAAGCACCUGAAGGACGUCCAGCUGCCCCCUUCCCCUACUAAUGGGACCAAGAGGACCUCCACAAACUUUUUUGGACUGAUGUUUGCUGCUGCUGUUUCUAAGGGCUGUGCCUCCUGUAUUGCUUAUCCGCAUGAGGUCAUACGGACAAGACUGCGAGAGGAAGGCACAAAAUACAAGACUUUCUUUCAGACGGCUCGUCUGGUAGCACGUGAGGAAGGCUACCUGGCUUUCUAUAGAGGACUCUUUGCGCAGCUCAUCAGGCAGAUACCAAACACAGCCAUUGUGUUGUCCACCUAUGAGCUAAUUGUGUACCUGUUGGAAGACCACACUAAGUAGCAGAGCCAGGGAGCAUCCUCUGGAAAAUAAAAACUGACAUUGAGCAAAUAGCCAUUAAGAGACUGAUGCAGGUGAUGAAGAUGGAGAAUAGCUAUGAGUCUCUGAUCACCUGCUGGACACUUUUUCCUUUUGGAUUUAUGCUUUCUGGAAGGUUUCAACUCAUUAACGUUAAUAGUUAAUUAUAACUUUUUAACUUAAGGAGAGAUGAUUCAGAAUUAAACUGCUACUAAAUUAAAUCAUGCUAUUUAA
Messenger RNA from Trachemys scripta elegans, 3735 nucleotides. It is a transcript of the gene SLC25A33, whose product is annotated as solute carrier family 25 member 33. The transcript has 8 exons. Gene Ontology annotation, cellular component: mitochondrion. NCBI's taxonomy places the organism in Eukaryota, Metazoa, Chordata, Testudines, Emydidae. Gene Ontology annotation, molecular function: pyrimidine nucleotide transmembrane transporter activity. Gene Ontology annotation, biological process: pyrimidine nucleotide import into mitochondrion. The record is from RefSeq and is a predicted model, not a curated record. Bases 2503 to 3486 code for a protein of 327 amino acids.